Messenger RNA from Rhagoletis zephyria (snowberry fruit fly), 966 nucleotides. Lineage: Eukaryota; Metazoa; Arthropoda; Insecta; Diptera; Tephritidae. The record is from RefSeq and is a predicted model, not a curated record.
AUGUCAACCGACAAGAACCCAAAGCAGUCACUGGUGGCGUCGUUCAUGCAGUUCCUCAAUGAACAACUGGGAAACAACGAGUUGACGGACGACGCAAAGGAGAGCAUCGAAGUUGCAAUUCAGUGUCUGGAGACCGCCUUCAACAUCAAUCCUGUUGACGGGUCAUUGCCUUCAAAGAAGCCACUUCUUGACAUCUUUGCAUCUUAUUUGGAGAACAACAAGGAGGCGGAAAGUGCUAAAGUUGUUGUGAUUUCCGAUGAAGACAAAGCAAAGGCUGAUGUUUUAAAAAAUGAAGGCAAUGAACUGAUGAAAAAUGGCAAGUUCACCGAAGCACUUGAAACGUACUCUAAGGCCAUUCAAAUUGACGGAACUAAUCCAAUAUACUACUGCAAUCGAGCUGCUGCUCAUAGCAAGCUGGAAAACUAUCAAGCCACUUUGGAAGACUGCAAGAUUGCCAUCAAGCAUGAUCCCAACUACAGUAAAGCUUACUGCAGAAUGGGCCUUGCUUACGUAAACUUGGGCGACCACAUGCGCGCUCGAGACUGCUACAAGAAAGCGGUCGAACUGGAUCCUAGCGAAAGUAAUGCUAAAAACUUGGAGCUGGCCGAACAGAAGAUUCAGGAAGAGCAAGCUCAAUUCAGCUCGGGUUUCAAUCUGGGCAACAUUCUCAACAACCCAAACUUGAUGAACUUUGCCUCUCAGAUGAUGACCGAUCCUAAUAUGCGCAACAUGCUAUCUGGUUUAAUGAGCAACGCCAUGGCUGGACAAGGUGGGGAACAAGGCGAGGGCGGUGCCGGUGGUCCUGGUGCCGGCGGUGGCCUCGAUGCAUUUUUGCAAGCUGGGCAACAAUUCGCUCAACAAAUGCAAGAGGCCAACCCUGAGCUGGUGGAACAGCUCAAGAGUGCGUUCAAAAAGCCUGGAGAUGGUGGCCAGGAUGAGAAUCCUGAUAAGGGUGGACAGAGUUAA